AUGAUUCAUUUACCUCUUAUGGCCGAUACCCAAACAAAAUAUCACCGCAACAACCGUCGCAACAACACUUCAAUGUCCAACGCUUCCAGCAUGCUCCUUAAAACUUCAAAAUCCACCACUGACAAAACAGGCUACCUAAUGGUGGGAGAUCUAAUUUUACUUAUGAUCCAGACCCCCAACAAAAUUUACAGUGGCUGUUUAUCAGCUGACGGUGUCGUUUCCCACAACCUCGAAAUCAUCCCAAAAACCUCCAUGUCAGAGCUUGGCGCAAACGUACUUACCAGAAGCUGUUUAUUUAGAAUAGAAAACGCCCGAAAAGUUACCAAAGAAAACUCAAGCAAGUCUGAGUCAGAAUUGCGCAUUGCCGUAGGCAAGGCAAUUACCUAUGGAGAGCGUGUUCAGCUGCAUCAUUUUCAUAGUCAAGGAUAUGUAUCAGUAAAUUCUAAAGUCAUUGCAAAUGAAUCAGGGUGCUUAAGUGUAGAAAUUGAUAAGGAAGGAAUUGAGGCAAGCUGGUUUGAAAUAAAACCGGUGAAUAAGCUGAGAAAACAUGGAGAGACGAUAAAAUAUACUGAUGAAGUUUUGUUUCAGUGUAUAUCAGAAAAAUCAAAAUAUUUUUUGCAUGCGAAUUAUGAUUCAAAUACCAAACAAACAAGUAAAAUUGAAGUAUACCUAUACCUAAUGAUAGCCGCUACCCUAUUUUCAUAUAUAAAAUAAGAUAACGACUAUAUAUAUAAAUGUAUAAAUUCAAGCGGAACCCCAACACAAUGAAAACCAAGGCGCUAUUUAAGCUAUGAUUAUUUUACUGAUACCCCAAGCUACGUUAUGACUGGAGAUUCCUUCAGAAUUUAUCAUCGAAUCACAGAAGGAUAUUUAAGUGUAACUGAAGCUUCAUUAGUAAAUAAAAAUGACCCUGAAAUUUUUUUCGAAAAAGGUAAUAAAAGCAGCAAUUCCUUGUGGGAAUUUCAAAGGCAAAUCACUUUUAUGGGAGGUGCUGCCAAAUGGUCAGAAAAAUUAAGAAUAAAGCAUUUGCCGACUGGUCUGUUUUUAAGAGAAGGAGAAAAUGCUAUUGAGUUGACGUCAAAUGAUAAAGAUCCUGCUACUUUAUUUACCUUAUCGUCUGAAUCGGCUGAUUACCAUGAAGAUGAAAUUAAAUUUGGCUCAAUUUUAUCCUUUUGCACCGAAAGUGGACAAUUUAUUUGUGUCAGUAAUGAGAAUCCACAUUUUUCUAACAAAAAAGAAAAUAAAGGCGAAAAGCAUAAAAUCGGCUUGAGAAAAGACACAAAAGACUACUCCGGGGUAGCCUUUUUAAUAGAAGAUGUCCCAGAAGCCCAAACUGCCCACGUGUAUCAGCUUGCUUUAAUGAUCCCAUAUCUAAAAUCAUUUUAUGAAUAUUUUUCUAUAUACAUUAAAAUGGUGACGGCGAACCAGCCCUUUUUCUCAACACCUGCAGCUGGCGUUCGCUGGGGACCGUGUGUGAAGGGAAAUAGGCGCUCGGGGUCUAUAUCCGGCUAGGUUUUUCCUUGGCACAGUGGAGCGCAACGUCGGAUUAGGCCGACCGCAGCUCAUUCUGACACCAAGGGUUUUGCCUCAGGGGAGAUGGUUUCCAAGGUUGGAAAGGGGAAGCUCAGCAGUAUCAGGAAGGUACCUCCUGAUCAAUCGAUAAACCCCCUAGCGUGAAACUGGGUGUUACGUCCCAGGCUUUGGAUUUCAAUUUUGGCCGACAGUCCUACCAGAAAAUUUGUUUUCAAAUUUUCGGAAUUGGCAAACUCUGUUGACGUACUGCUGGGUGGCGUAACUCAUCCAACUAUGGGUAGCGAGUGCACAUCCUCGUCCAGUAGGAGCAACACCUUGAAGGUCGUGAUCGAUUGGUGGUGAGCAACCCGGGCGAAGCGUGAAGGGUGAAGGUAGAGCGGGGGAAAACCUAGCUAUAACGACGGGCCUCUUAAUAAUAUAGUUAAUCUUAAUGAAAAAGAAUAUUUUUCUACUUUUAAUAUUUCUGAUGAAGAUUACAAAGAAAUGCCUGAAAAAUACCAAGUUUUGAAAAAUGAGUGCUCAAAGCUUGUAACAAGCUUAACUAGCUUAUCAGCCCACAUUAUGAAUUCAAAAUCCUCAAAAAUUGAUAUAGCAAAACAACAAAAUUCAUUAAAAGAAAUGGGAGUCACUGAGUUUUUAGUAAUUUUAAAUGAACUAAUCCAACACAAAAUGGAGACUGGAAACUUAAUGGCUUCAAUUAAUACAAGAAAUUCUGGGCUACAAGUAAUUGAUAAGCAUUUAGCAGACUAUUUAAAAGAAGCCCAAAAAAAAAUUUGUGAAUUAGUUUAUUUUUCAGUUAAAGGUAACAGUAAAUGCUGCCAAAGUUUAGUAAAAUAUGAAGACCAUUUAAUCCAGUUAAUGAAAACAGCUGGAAAUAAAUAUAUAAGGCAAACUUUGAGAGAAAUUUUUAAAUACAGCAACGAGUUCUCUGCAAAUAAUGAAGAAAAAAUGAAAAAUUUAUUUGCAGGUCUUGUCCCAAUUGUGUUUGGGCCUGGCAUAAUAAAAGAGCAGACCAUUUAUAUAAAUAUUUUGAAGUCUAUUUGUGAAUGUAGAGGCCAAGGCGUGCUUAAAUAUCAAGCUUUGGCAAGAAAAAUGCUAUUUGAUAAUGAAGAAAAUUUUAGUUUAUUAAAAUUUGGGGUAAUUAAUGGAAAUCCUACAAUAGAAUUUGACUACCCAAAAGGAAAUUAUUCAAUAGAAGAAGUUCUAAAUGCAAAUCCUGGGCUGAAAGAAAUAUGGAUCAAAGAUGAUGGUGAUUUAAUUGGAAAUAACGAUAAAGCCAUUUUCUAUGUGGAUGAUAUAGGGAACCCAAAUUGUAUAUAUAGCAAAUAUAUGAGGUACUUUAUUGAUAUUUAUGAAAUAAUUUUUUAUAAUUAUCAUGAUUUUAUAUUAAAUUGGCAUUUUUAUUGCAAUUUUAAAGAAAAAUUAUAAUAAUUUAAUAUAUUUCUUCAGUAAUCGAAUUUUUUUCAAGCAUAUGCUUAGACAGAUACACACAGGCAAUAGAAGAAGUAAUUAACACCCUCAAACUUACUCCAGAGCAUAUCCGGCUGACUCUAAGAAGCACAAGCAUUUCUUUCAGCUUAAAAGCUGCCUAUCUCAAUAUCUGCAGAACUGUUUUUAUUGACGUCGACCCAUACAUCUCCAUUUCCAAGCACAAAAUGAGAUGUUUCUAUUGGAACCCUAUAAAAUCCCCUAUAGAAAAUCCUCCCCACCAAAUGAUUGACGAUUUUUUUAUUUCUUUUAUUAUGAAUUUUUGGACUACCCACGAAGAGCUUGAAAGGUUCCCCAAAACUCUUCAUUUAGGCUGCAAAUGCUAUUUGGUUACCUGUUUUUUAAGAUUUACCAGGCAGCUUACAGACCUAGAGCUUCUUGAAUAUGAAUUUAUCAGUGUUUUAAUGGAGCCACUCUGCUUGUUACUUAUGAAUAAAGAAAAAAGAUCAAAUCAUUGGAGCUAUAAAUUAGCUGCAGGGAUUAAAGGGCUUUUAUUAACUGAUUAUAACCAUGGGCUAGAUAAAAGAUUUACCUUCCUUAAAGAAGAAGUUUUAUAUACUUUGCAAGUUUUUAUGCUAAAAAAACAUAAUAUUCUGAUUAAAAGGACGCUGGAAAUUGCAAAUAAUUAUUUUUCAAAGCAAGAUUUGUCGCUUGCUGAUAUUGAAAAUUUUAUUAAAAAUGAGUUUGAAGGGCUAUUUAAAGAUCUUGACUGGGAUUCUUACCAAAGAACAUUAAGCAAUACUUUAUUUACAGGAAUCCCGAAUACUUAUAGCCCUGAUAAAAGCCAAGUUUUAGCUCGGACCGAAAAUAUAUACCAGCUUGAUAUUUAUUUAUUAGAAAUGCUAUUUGACUCUAGCAAAGCCAGCAAUAAAAAACUAAAAAAAUUAUCCCUACUCCAUAUCCUUGAUGGGUUAAAAAUUUUUUGGAUAUAAAUAUAUAUAUAUUAUUUUUUACGUUUUAAAUGUAUAUAUAAAAUUUCAAUGUACGAAAAUUGUGGGGUUAUUUUUCCAAUUUUUCAACUAAUCGUUCUAUCAAGAUGGAGGAGCUAGAAUUAAUCCUAUCAGACUUAAAACUUCGAAAAAUCCUCAAAAAAGAAUGCUUAAAUCUUGAACUUCUAAUGGACAACACCACAAAAAACAUAUACAAAUUCCUAACCCAAAGAAAUAAAGCUAUUUAUGACUGCACCCGGACUUUAUCCUUACUUCAGCAAGAAAAGCUUGCAAAAAAGCUCGACAACCAUUAUUUUGAAACUCUCAAAAGGAUCACCUCUAUCAUUAUUGACUGCUCUAUGCUUUUUAAAAGAGAACAGCUAGAUGACUACCAAAGGACGAAAUACCAAAAUAUGGUCAGAAAUUGUGGCCUUUUUGAAACCUUAAUAAGCGUUCUCGACCUUGAUUUUACCGACACCCACAAGCUUCUCUUUAAGUCCACAAUUGAUGUGCUUGCUCUUGCAUGCUGAAAUAAUAAAAAAAACCAAAAAUUGUUACUGCCUUAUGUAGAUAAAUUUAUGACACUUGUAAUGCAGCUUGUUGGAGCCAUAAAAUUGCUAGCACAAGUUUUGUCUUGCUAUAGAGAACAAGAGCUAGGCCAAGAUGUGAUUAGAAUAAUUUUUGAUUUAUUAGAAAAAAAUGAAAACCAGUACCAUUUAUUGCAGUUUUUGAGGACUUUUGUGGUGAAUGAAAAAAGGGAGUUGAUUGAAAAAUUACAAAUUGAUAUAUUGAAAGGGAUUUUUCAUAAUAAGUCGAUAAUCAAAAUGCAUUGGCAUGCAGGCAACCAUUUUGAGUUUUUAAACCCCAAAACUGCAGGUGCUAAUGAAAAAGAAACAAUGGACAAGACUAGAUUUCAUAUUGAAGCCAUGAAAUGUAUUACAGUCUGCACAAUGAAUAACAGGUUCGGAAUUCUCCAAGGUCGAAAACUCCUCACUUUAAACAGCUUAAAAAAAUAUUUCAGGUCUCAGCAGUCUAAUUUGUAUUGUAAAAAAGCUUAUCUCCGAUUUUUAUUCCAAGUUUAUAUGGUGAAAAUAGAAAAUGUUGUAGAAUCUUCAGUAAAUUUGAAUACUUUAGAAGAAAUUCUUAAAGAAGUUAUAUUGGAAGAUUUGAAAGGAUAUGAGGAAAAAUUAAAUCAGCUUAUCCCACUAGCUUAUACAGGUGUCUAUGAAAAUGUAUUGUGUAUGAGGUCUAAGGAAAGUAAGUGGAAGGCGGUGAAAAAAAUGAUACUGGAAAAUCAGCUGCAGGACGCAGGAAAAAUUUUUAUUCAUAUGAAAAAGAAAAGAUAUGCUCCAGAUGGGGCUGUACUUCCGAUUUCUAAAGAAGAUCAAAAUAUAAUUGACUAUUGAAAUUAUUUGUCUGGAAAUAAAGCGUGGCAUUCGGAAAAAGAUGGGAUUUUGCAUAUUUUGAGAGAUAUUUACCAUUAUAAUUCUUUAAGAGAGCUAUCUCCUUCUAUUAUUUAUGUAUCUCAUACUAUCUUAACUGUCCUUACUCCCUUUUAAGAGCAAAACCAUUGAAAACUCCUUAUUUUUGGAAAAAUUAACCCACUUUAAAACCAAGCAAUAUUAAUAUUUUUAUAGUAAGUUCUCUAGUAACUUUAUUAAAUUUUAUCCAUUUUGUAUUUCAAAACUUCAAAAAAAUAUUCUAUAUGAUAUUUUUUGUAAAAAAAAUUAAGCCUCUUUAAAAAUCUUGUUCGCUUUAAAGAGGAAAUUAGCGAAAUGAGCACCAAGUUGGAGCUAGCCCAGCAAGAGCACUGCCAGCUCGAUUUUUCUAACCUUAUUUUAAUAGUCAACCUCUGCAGAGAAUCCAUUUCUUCUACUAUAAACUUCCACAUAGAAGAACCUCCAGACGCACCACAGCUGAACAGCCUCGUAGUAAAGCUCAGAGAAUACAUUUUAGAAGAAAAAUUGACCCUUGAAGAAGCUUUUUAUAUGUUCGAUUCCGACAAAAAUAAAACAAUAGACUUCAACGAAUUCAAAAGAGGAAUUCUCUGCUUAAUCCCAUCCAUUAGUAACCGAGACAUUGAAAGUGCCUUUAUUUAUAUUGACCAAGAUGGAGAUGGCAACGUCACCUAUCAAGAAUUUUCCAAUAAACUUAAAGGCUACUUUUACAAGCCAAAUAAUAUUACUCAUAUACCCACAAAAAAGUAUAUUAUAGGGGAACCAAAUAAUCGAGCAAACGCUGAAAAUGAAGAAUUAAAAGAAGACCGUAAUGUUAAGCUGAAUUUAGAAGACUUUAUUAAUUUAUUUUCUGAGUAUUGCAAAGACGAAGAUUUAAGCUUAGUUGUUGGGAAAAUAAAAAAAAUAUAUGUGGACCCUGCGAUUAAGGCAGGGGAAAUUGGACCGCUAAAAAAAUUUGUGGCAAAACUUGGGACUGCUUUUAAGAAAAAUGACCAUAAAAUUUAUUUAUUGAGUAUUUUAAGAAAAUUAAUACCGGAGAGAACUGAUACUUUAUCUAUUUUUGAUGAAGAAAAUCGUGCAUAUGAAGCUGAAAUGCAAAGUCUGAAGAAAACCCAAGACAUUCUAAGUCAAGCUGGGGUCUUAGAGCUUGCUUUAACUAUCAUAGGAAAUGAGCACAAUUUCAAGCUGACAUCUGAAGCUAUAAAUUUAAUAAAUGCAAUGCUAGAUCAAGGCAACUCUACAGUCCAGCUAAAACUCCUAAGCUUAUUAAAAGAGUCCUGAAAUUCUCAUUUAUUUUCUUAUAUUAGAGCCCAGCUCCGUCUCAGCCGUGACAGAAUUGUAGAAACCGUCCACAAAACAUAUAAAGACAAUCCUGGAGCUACAUUAGCUGCGAAUCUCUCAGAAGAGCAGCUCCAAGAAGAACAAAUUUUGCUAUAUUGUCCAUCUCCAUCAGAAUAUAUAGAAGCCCAAACUGCUCAUGUAAAAUCUUUAAUUCGCUUUAUUCAGCUUUGUUGUGAAAAUUGGGUGGUCAUAAAGUUUUUUCCUAAGGGGUAAAAAACCAUUUAUUUUUCUUAUAAAAAUUACCAUAAUUUACUCCUUGGAUAUUUUUCACAACAACCCAUGAAAAUUGUUGCACAGAAUUCCAGAACUUCUUCAGGUCCCAAGAAGACACUUCCAACUCAAAAAGGCAGCUUUCUAUUAAUAUGGUAAACGAGCUAGCCCAAUUUUUAAUCAACAUUAAAGAAGUUGGCCCUCAGCUUUAUAAUGAUUACGAGUCCAGAGAGCUGAUCCCUGUAUGUUUUGAAGCUAUGAUUGACUUGUGUAAAGGCCCAUGUGUCGAUAACCAAAUUUUACUAGGCACAAAGCAAAAAUUAUAUAAAUUUGUGAAUUUAAUUUUUGGGUAUAAAAAACAAAAUAAUCUGCAUAAAGACUAUUUUGAAAGCGCUGUAAAAUACAUUAAAGCAUUGCUGGAAGGAGAAAUAUGCAAAGAAAUCGGAGAAAUGAUGUUAAGUGAAAUUAAUUUUAAAGGACUCUCGGAGAUUGCAUUAGAAAUUUAUGUGAAUUGUAUACACCCGAAUAUGAAAUAUAUUUUUCAAGAAAGAAUUGAGGAUGAAGCGUAUUCACAUGAUUUUAUUACAAAAAUUUGGCUGAAAUUCAGAUGGAUUUUUAAGUCAGAAAGCUCAAAAGGGAUAUCUAGAAAAGAUUGAAAUACGGCAAUGAUUGGAUUUGAUAUAUAACAAUUACUAUUAAUUUCUAUAAAAAUAUAUUAUAAUUUUGAUUAGUCAAAAAUUUUUAAAAAUUAAUUUAAAUGAGGAUAGUUAUCAUUAAUUUGAAAUUAAGGGACGUUUUUCCAAAUGAAGAUGAAUUAAAAUGGCUUGGAUUUUCUGAUAAACGACCUGACCAUAAAACAAAGUUUAAUAUUGACAGCAUUAUAAGAAGAAUAAAUUUCUUAGGAGGCAGAAAUGAAAGCAUAAGAAAUACUAAUUUCAUGUUUGUGCAGAAGAAAUUCUUUAGGGACUAUUCCAAAGACCUUUCUAUGAAUAUGGCUUAUGAGUUUUUUAUGCUAUUUUAAUUAAAAUUUCCCAAAUAUAAAAUUUUUUUUAUUUAAAAAAAUCUAGCUCCUUAUAUUAAAAUUUAUUAAAAAUCGUAUAUCUUUCAUUUAUUUCUUCUGUAGAAAUCGAAAAAGACGGCAAAUUAGAGCAAUGCUACUUCAAAAUCCCUGCAAUGAUCACUUUUCUAUCAGAAAAGCUUAGAGAUCAAAUGGCUUUUUCUGUUAGCCGAGACUCCCACGAAGAAAAAAUGAAAUCUUAUUUCCAGCUUGUCGACAAAUAUAAAAGACAUAUGCAGCAUCUACAAUAUUUAAGUAGAUUUAGAAACCUCUCAUGGUUCUGUAGCAAGACAAAAACAAUAGAAAACUUCAGCUACGCUAUGGUCGUUUUCAUAAAUUGCUUACUAGUCGGAGGUAUGAAGUCUGUAAAUGAUACCAAUUUAAAUGUCGGCUAUUUCCCAGGUACGUAUUUUUUUAAUAUUUUUGCCGCAAUAUUGAUAACACUUAGAGUCGUUAUAUUUUUUUUCAAUUUAGCUGAAAAUUACCCUUUAAUUCUUUACGAACAUCUCGAAAAGCCAAAAGAUUCAGACAUUUAUAACAUGCCUGCUUUAUACAAAUUCAGAGGGACAAUAUUAAUGAGAUAUUUUGUCCAAGACUCUACGUCUAGACGUAAAAAAAGAACGGUUGGGUCUACAAUAAAAUGUUUUUAUUUAAUUACCUCAUUCCAGAACUUAUACAAUAUCUUGUUUUUCAUUAUUGUCUGUAUAGCUUGAAAUAACCCUCUGUGGUAUUCUGUUUUACUUUUGGACAUUCUUUAUAGAAGUGAGGAGCUCAGGAAUAUUGCUAAAGCUGUAACUUUAAAUUGGAGACAGCUAGGACUAGCCUUAAUUUUAGGGAUCUUUUUUGUAUAUAUUUUCAGCAUUGGUGCGUUUUUGUGGCUUGGAGAAUACUAUAUAACCCAAUCAGAAGGCGCCCAGUUAACUACUUAUUGUGACACUUUACUUAUCUGUUCAGCUAGUACCUUAAAUAUUGGCAUUAGAUCAGGUGGAGGUAUAGGUGAUGGCAUAAAAACUCCUACAAUAUCAGACCAUCUCUACGGCUUCAGAAUGUUUUUUGACAUCAUGUUCUUUAUAAUAGUCAUUGUAAUUAUGCUGAACAUUAUUUUUGGUAUCAUUAUUGACACUUUUGGAGAGCUCCGUGACGAAAGAAACGCAAUAGAAAAAGACAAUAAAUCAAUCUGCUUCAUCUGUGGACGCAUGAAGUCAGAAUUUGAACUGAGAGGCUCAGGAUGGACUGCCCACAUUCAAUCAGAACACAGCGUUUGGGCUUAUUUAGCCUACUUAAUAUCAAUCCAAAGAAAAUGGCUAACUGACUGUGAUGGGAUUGAAAAAUACGUAAAAUUGAAAAUGAGGCAAAAAGAUGUGAGUUUUAUGCCACAGAGCUCAGCGUGCUUAAAAGAAAAUAAAAGGAAAACUGGGACUGUUGAAGAAAGAAUGAGCGAAUUAAGCACAGGAAUUGAAGGUAUAGGACUUGCUUUAGCAAAAUAUAAAAAAACAUUAAAAAAAUAA
Molecule: messenger RNA, 9523 nt
Organism: Blepharisma stoltei
Lineage: Eukaryota; Ciliophora; Heterotrichea; Heterotrichida; Blepharismidae
Source: the annotation of a GenBank genome assembly